Molecule: messenger RNA, 758 nt
Organism: Limulus polyphemus (Atlantic horseshoe crab)
Lineage: Eukaryota; Metazoa; Arthropoda; Merostomata; Xiphosura; Limulidae
Exons: 2
Coding region: 213-758 (181 amino acids)
Source: RefSeq, a predicted model, not a curated record
AAGUAGGCGGGCCUGCUUUUCCAUAUAUGGUGAAAUAAGGACGACAUGUUGGUUGGAGCUGUAAAAGUAUGUCACUGGUGAACAUGUAACGAAGUUUGUAUGACACGUGGCAUGCGUAGAACUCUCUUCAUCGCGAGACUGGUGAAACUUCUAACAUCCUUGUGUUAAGACUAAGUGGAUCUUAAGCACGUUUAUUAUUAUCAGACAACAUCAUGGCCACUCACGAGCAGACACUUGAACGAGACCUUGGUCGUCUCAACAUCGUUAACUACACUCCUCAACAAUACUCGGCUACAAGGGGUAAGAAGAUUGCCCCUGUUGUUCCUCCGAAGCCAAAGAAGAAACCUGUAAUUCCAGAACCCACAUACAACAACUUUCAACAGAAUAUUUAUCCAUUGGAAACUGAAGAAUAUACACAGGUUAAAUACCCAGAUAUGCAGGAGAAAACCUAUCAAUUAAUUCAGGAGCCAAAGUUUCCAGAAACACACGAAAAAAAUUCUGCAUCGUCUCAGGAGAUGAAAUAUCCUUGUUUCUUAGAGAGAAGCUAUCCAACAAUUGUUCCCUGUACACAGGAUAAAAGUUACACAGCAGUCCAGGACAUCAAGUAUCCUGGUGUGACCCAGGACCUAACUGUUCAGGACGUUGGUAUACAAGAAAACUGUGAGAAACCACAAAUAAGUUUUAUUAAUACUGUCUCAAGUAUCCAACAGAAUCCAACACCACCAAGUGGUAAGAUAAUUUGGAAUUUUUCUUUUUAA